Brachypodium distachyon (stiff brome) is the source of this 3613-nucleotide messenger RNA. RefSeq lists its product as uncharacterized. Lineage: Eukaryota; Viridiplantae; Streptophyta; Magnoliopsida; Poales; Poaceae. The record is from RefSeq and is a predicted model, not a curated record. The coding region runs from base 413 to 2662 and encodes 749 amino acids. The transcript has 3 exons.
GGUUCUGGCUUCGCUUCGUCUCCUUCCCCUUUCCCGAGACUCUCUUUUCUCCGCUUCCCAGCACCGGCGAUAUCACAGCUCGCGACGGCGACAAUCGCGCCGCCGACUGGAACCACAUCACCGCCUCCCUCAUCCCUCAACCGCCCCCUACGUCAUCCUCCCCCGCCUCUGCCUACGUCAUCCACCGCCUCCGUGAGCCGCCGCCCCUCGACGCCGGGCGCCGGAUCCACCUCGCCUUCCGGGCGCCAUCGCCACACCGUCCUGAUCCGGGCUUGGAAGGUUCUUGAGGGUCACAUCACAUGGUCGCUGAUUGGUGGAAGAUGCUGCAGGGCUCUGAGGUCUGAAUAUUGAGCUGAUUCUGUCAUUUGAGCGUGGCUGCUGUCUGUACUCUACCCUUUUGAGGUGCGACAAAAUGGAGUGCAACAAGGAUGAGGCUCUUAGAGCCAAGGAAAUUGCAGAGAAGAAGUUCGAAUCAAGGGACCUGCAGGGGGCCAAGAAGUUCGCCCUGAAGGCCAAGGCUCUCUUUCCUGGUCUUGAAGGCAUUGUUCAGAUGAUUAAUACCUUGGAUAUUUACCUUACUUCGGAGGUGAAGAUUUCUGGUGAGAAGGACUGGUACUCUAUCCUUUCCGUGGACACGUCAGCAGAUGACGAAACUGUGAGGAAACAAUACAGGAAGUUGGUGCUUCAGCUCCAUCCCGACAAGAACAAGUCAGUUGGUGCUGAAGGGGCUUUCCAGAUGGUCAACGAGGCAUGGAAUGUCCUAUCCGAUAAAACCAAGAGAGCACUGUAUGACCAGAAAAGGAAAUUAGUGGUACUACAACAGAAGACUUCUCAAUCAAAUAAGACAAGUGCAACUCCUAGUGCAGCCAAUGGCUUUGAAAAUUUCGCAGCCAAAGUGCCUGCUUCCAAGGCAAGAGCAAACAGGCAAAAGGCAGGAUCAGCAACAUCUGCGGUGCGCCAGCGUCAGCCACCACCGCGUCCGGCUCCUCAUCCAGCUCCUGCUCCUGCUCCUGCUCCACCUCCAACAGUGGAAAAUACAUUUUGGACCUCAUGCAACAAAUGCAAGAUGAAUUUUGAAUAUCUCAAAGUGUACCUAAAUCACAAUCUUCUCUGCCCUAGCUGCCGUGAGCCAUUCCUAGCAAAAGAGAUACCGAUGCCACCAACCGAGGAUGUUCAUGCAGUGAGGGAUUCGAACUUCAAGGGUGCAACUCAAGAUGCAAGAACUGGCAGAAAUUUCCAGUGGGGUCCAUUCUCAAGGGCAGCUGGUGCAGCUAGUGCUACUGCAUCAUCAUCUGCUGCUGCUCAAGCUGCUAAUGUGGUUCAUCAGACGUAUGAGAAAGUUAAGAGAGAGAGGGAGGAGGCACAAGCAGUGGCACGAAGGGAAGACGCUCUUCAGAGGAAGCACAAUCCUCUAAAAAGGCAAGCAAACAUGUCAGAGAAUGUUAAUCAUGGAACGGGUGAUGUUGCAUCUGGAAAGAAGAUGAGAACUGCGGGUAGAGAUGUUGGAGUUGGUUCUUCCUCCAUUCUAUCCGGUCCAUGGGCCAAUUGUUUUAGAACGCCAGGUGGAACUAUACCAUUUCCUACCAACAAUGGAGCCUUUGAGUUUCAAGGUGUUCCUGCUGGACCCAGUUGGAAACCCAGGCCUCCUACUCGGAUCAGCGUAACCAAGUCUUUCUGUCAGUCGAAUAUUAGGACACUUUUGAUUGACAAGAUGAAGAGUGAUUUGAGGGAGAAGCUAAUGGAGAUAAGAAGUAGACCAAUCCAAGUUACUGUUAAUGGAAAAAUGAGUAAGAAGCAUGUGGUUAAAGAAUAUGUUGAGGGUAAUGAAACUCUUGCAUCAGAUGAUUCUACUGCAAACAAAGAUGAUCCAGUGGAGAAUGGUUCUGUUAACAGCACAGAUGCUGAAAAUGAAGACGAUGACCCUUUCUCAUAUACUGUACCUGAUCCUGAUUUCCAUGAUUUUGACAAGGAUCGUACCGAGCAGUCUUUCCAGACUGAUCAAAUAUGGGCUUCAUAUGAUGACGAAGAUGGGAUGCCUCGUUAUUAUGCAUUUAUUCAGAAACUAAUUUCCUUGAAUCCUUUUAAGCUCAAAAUAAGUUAUCUUGCAUCAAGGACAAAUAGUGAAUUUGGAUCAUUGAAUUGGGUUUCUUCUGGUUUCACAAAGACAUGUGGUGAUUUCAGGAUUGGUAAAUAUGAAACCUGUGAUAUAGUCAACAUGUUCUCUCACCAGAUUAAAUGGAAGAAAGGUCCACGUGGGGUGGUUCAAAUUUAUCCACAGAAGGGUGAUAUCUGGGCUUUGUACCGGCAUUGGUCCCCUGAGUGGAAUGAAGAUACUCCAGAUAAUGUGCUGCAUGUCUAUGAUCUUGUUGAGGUACUGGAUGAUUAUGCAGAAGAUGAUGGAAUUUCUGUCAUUCCCUUGAUUAAGGUUGCUGGAUUUAGAACAAUAUUUCAGCGUAAUCAGGAGCCGAAUGUCAUCAAGAGGAUUCCAAAAGAAGAGAUGUUUCGGUUUUCACAUCAGGUGCCCUUUUAUAGGAUGUCAGGGGAAGAAGCUCCAAAUGUCCCCAAGGGUAGCUAUGAGGUCGACCCAGCUGCUAUUUCUAAAGAACUCCUUGAGGAGACGGUGGAAACAGGAGAGGAGGCCCGGGGAGCUUCUGAAUGCUGAUUAAGACAGUUGAUGCUGACUGACUCCAUACCUAUUAUAAUGCCUUUAUUGACCUGUCGUUUUGAAUCGAAGACAUUUGCUAGUUUCUAUAGUCUCCAAGGUUCUAUUGCUUUUGACAGUUACCUCUACAUACAAUGAUUAGUCUGGAGCUGGCAGUUCCUAAAUCCUUGUGUAUCAUAUGAGCAUGUGUCUUGUCAUCAUAACGAUAUGCUGAUAAUUUGAGUUAGAGACAGGUUGUUUUGUAUGUCACAGAAAAAAAAAUUAUGUAGUUUUUAUCCUUGGGCUAGCUGGUACCGGUGAAGAAUUUUCUUUGCGGGCCUGCCAUUCUGGGUCCUGAAGAAGUUCAACCCAGAGGUGUCAUUGUGGCUGCAAGGCAAUCCCAAUUGAGCUUGGCAGACACUGGAGCAGAAUCAAGGCAACAGGUGGAGCUCUUGUACUGAAGGUGAAACCAAGGAAUGCAAAUGCUAGUAUGUUAAAUGUUGCAAAUGGUAGUUCUGCUUUAUUGCACUGUAGAGAGCGCAUCCAGAUCGAGAUCGAGAUCCAGAUCCAGCCUAAUGGGUCAGAAUCGGAACUAAGGAAGGAAGAGGGCCUGGGCCUGGGCCUGUCUCUGUCCGUUGAUCCAAGUGACAGCAAUCACAUUCCCGGGCGUCUUGUCUUAAGUUUGGGAUUUCAAAUUUGCGCAUGCUUUCCCAUCCCAUCCCAUCAUCUCUGUUAUUAAGUGAACCAGUCGAGGAUCAUGAGUCGUAUCAUGAUACAGAGUCGACAGGGAAAAGAAGCUCAACAGGCUUCCUUGUUUCGUUUCGUCCAAACUUUGUGCGUGUGUCAAGUUGUGUAGUUGCAUGAGGACCCAAAGCCGUCCGUAUGGAUCAAUUACUUGUUCCUUUUCUUCGGUUCUACUUGUAGUAACAUGCAUGCUUGACAUCCAAGGACAGUAAUGACAUUUCACUCCUA